This is a messenger RNA of Triticum turgidum subsp. durum (durum wheat), 2970 nucleotides long. The record is from the annotation of a GenBank genome assembly. Lineage: Eukaryota; Viridiplantae; Streptophyta; Magnoliopsida; Poales; Poaceae.
AUGGGGAGUAGUAGUAAAUUGGGGGAAGCCAUGGAGGAGAAGGGGGGCAGGGUGGGGAUGGGCAAGUACGCGGCCAGGAGGGGCUGGAGGCGCCUGGCGGCGGUGGCCUGGCUGGUGGCGGCGGUGGCCUGCUCGGCCGCCGUGCACUGGCAGCUGCGCCGGGAGACCAUGGAGCGCGCCGAGGAGCGGCUCGUCAGCAUGUGCGAGGAGCGGGCCAGGAUGCUGCAGGAGCAGUUCGGGGUCACCGUCAACCACGUCCACGCGCUCGCCAUCCUCAUCUCCACCUUCCACUUCGAGAAGAACCCCUCCGCCCUCGACCAGGAUACUUUUGCAAAGUACACGGCAAGGACAUCAUUCGAGCGUCCGCUGCUAAAUGGGGUGGCUUACGCACAGCGCCUCUUUCCUCAUGAGAAGGAAACGUUUGAAAGACAGCAUGGAUGGAUUAUGAGGACUAUGAAUCGAGAGGCUGCACCUCUCCAAGAUGAGUACGCCCCGGUGAUUUUCUCCCAGGAUACGGUCUCCUACCUUGCGCGCAUGGACAUGAUGUCUGGGGAGGAGGACCGAGAAAACAUCUUGCGUGCGAGGGAAACUGGCAAACCUGUGUUAACAAACCCAUUUCGGCUUCUUGGGUCGAACCACUUGGGGGUAGUACUCACUUUUGCAGUGUAUCGCCCUGAUCUACCUGCUGAUGCAUCAGUUGAGCAACGUGUGGAAGCAACUGCUGGCUAUCUUGGUGGAGCCUUUGAUGUGGAGUCACUUGUGGAAAAUUUGCUGAGUAAACUUGCUGGCAAUCAGGAUAUAUUGGUGAAUGUGUAUGAUGUCACAAAUGCUUCAGAACCUAUGGCCAUGUAUGGAUCUCAAACUCCAGAUAAUAAAGUGGACCUCUUGCAUGUUAGCAUGCUUGAUUUUGGAGAUCCGUUUAGGAAGCAUGAAAUGAGAUGCAGGUAUGGGCAAAAGCCUCCAAUGCCGUGGUCUGCUAUUAGUAAUCCUAUGGGCUGCUUUGUCAUAUGGAUGCUUAUUGGGUAUAUAAUUUGUGCUGCAUGGUCUCGGUAUGACAAAGUUUCAGAGGAUUGUAGAAAAAUGGAAGAGCUCAAAACUCAAGCAGAAGCUGCUGAUAUUGCAAAGUCUCAGUUUCUGGCAACUGUAUCACAUGAAAUUAGAACUCCUAUGAACGGCGUCCUUGGAAUGCUGGACAUGCUUUUGGGGACAGAUCUGACUAUGACUCAGAAGGAUUUUGCUCAGACCGCUCAGGAUUGUGGCAAAGCGUUGAUAAUACUGAUAAAUGAUGUCCUUGAUCGAGCAAAGUUCGAAGCUGGAAGGUUGGAACUCGAGGAAGUGCCUUUUGACUUGCGAACGCUGACGGACGAUGUGAUCUCUUUGUUUGCCUCAAAGUUAAGAGCGAAGUGCAUAGAGCUUGCAGUGUUUGUGAGUGACGACGUUCCAAAACUUGUCACCGGAGAUCCUUGGAGAUUUCGACAGAUACUGACAAAUUUAGUGGGCAAUGCAGUCAAAUUCACAGAACGGGGUCAUGUUUUUGUGCGGGUCUCUUUGGCUGAUAACUCAACUAUGGAAGCUAAUCGAGUCCCCAAUGGAAACCUCAAUGGGAAAGAUUGUAAAGUUGAGCCUACAGCUAAUGGUGCCUUCAAUACUUUGAGUGGGUUUCAAGCUGCGGAUGAACGAAAUAGCUGGGAAUAUUUUAAGCUGUUGCUCUCUGAUAAGGAGUUACUUUCUGAUGAGCUCGAGGGUAAAAAAUCUAGCCAAAAUGAUCCCGAUCACGUGACCUUGAUGAUAAGCAUUGAGGAUACAGGUGUUGGUAUCCCACUGCAUGCACAAGAUCGUGUGUUUACGCCUUUUAUGCAGGCAGAUAGUUCAACUUCAAGGAACUAUGGUGGAACUGGUAUUGGUUUAAGCAUCAGCAAAUGUUUGGCUGAACUUAUGGGCGGGCAAAUAAGUUUCAUUAGCCGUCCUUCCAUUGGGAGUACAUUUACAUUCUCAGCGGUUGUGAAACGUGCAUCUAAAGAUACUUCAUGUGAUUCAGAGAGGAGCUUGUCCGAGGCACUACCAACUGCCUUUAGGGGAAUGAAGGCGAUUUUGGUAGACGGGAAACCUGUGCGUAGUGCUGUGACAAGAUAUCACCUUAACAGGCUGGGAAUAAUUGUUCAAGUUGUGAAUAAUAUGAGUAUGGGAAUUCAAGCCUUUGGGAAAAAUGGCACAACAGAGUCGAGAGAAAAACCGUCGAUGCUUUUUGUUGAGAAUGACAUCUGGAGGCCCGAGACAGAUAUUCAGUUAUCGAAUCGUCUACAUACGCUCAGGAUGAAUGGUCAGGCGCAUGAGCUACCCAAGCUGAUCCUUUUGGUCACAUCUGAAGCUGACAAGGACAAGUAUGGAUCCACGUUCAAUACUGUGAUGUGUAAACCCUUAAGAGCAAGCACAAUUGCUUCUUGUCUUCAGCAGUUGCUAAAAGUAGAUAUACCUGCAAGGAAAGAAAAUCAAAAUAGGCCCUCAUUUCUUCGGAGCCUGUUGGUUGGGAAGAAUAUAUUGGUUGUAGAUGACAAUAAAGUAAAUCUGCGGGUUGCUCAGGCCGCACUGAAGAAGUAUGGUGCCAAGGUUCAUUGUGUUGAAAGUGGCAAGGAUGCUAUCUCCCUACUUCAACCUCCGCAUUGCUUCCAUGCAUGUUUUAUGGACGUUCAAAUGCCUGAGAUGGAUGGGUUCGAGGCGACUAGACAAAUACGGGAAAUGGAGAAGAAAGCGAACGAGGAAAAGAGAGAGCAGUCGAGUUCAGGGGAAGGUUCAACAUUUGUUGAGUGGCAUUUGCCUGUUCUUGCAAUGACGGCCGACGUCAUUCAGGCGACCUACGAAGAGUGCAUGAAAUCAGGGAUGGAUGGCUACGUGUCCAAACCGUUCGACGAGCAGCAGCUAUACCAAGCAGUCUCCAGAUUAGUGGUGGGAACAGCUGAUUUGGCCUCAUGA